UUUUUUUUUUCCUUCUCUCAACUUCAUAGUAAAUCCACUAGCAAUGUAGUGAUCUCAAAAGUUUCGUGUUAAAUAUUGCGCACUUCAGUGCUCCCAAAUCCGGAUAAACGCCCUUUAUCCUGUUGUUUACGGCUUUUGUUUAUACCAGGGCCCUGGAAGAUCUUUCUGGAGACUUUAUUUGACCAACCUCCCGUGUUUUUGAACUGUAUGCUUAAUCUCCUGAGAUGUGUUGGUGGCGGUUGACACCUGAAGAACCAAAACAGACCCCGACGUCAUAACUUCUCGACACUGGACGAUCCCGUGGAGUUUCAUCUUUGUCGCGUCACACCUAUAUCACUAGUUGAAAUAAUUGAUUGCAGAAGAAAGCCAAGUUUUUUGUUUAUUCAGAAGUUGAAAGUAACCUGCUAACUAUGUGGCUGAAACUGGUGGCUGUUGGUGUGGUGGCCUACGUUAUUUACCAGAUGAAUGACAUGUUUGAUCUCAAUGACUUGAAAGGUAAACGAGUUGUGUUAACUGGAGCAUCAACAGGUAUCGGGGAACAGAUGGCUUACCACUAUGCAAACAACAAAGCCAAUCUUCUUAUAACAGCACGAAGAACCAACGUACUUCAGAAGGUUAUAGAUCGCUGCAAAUCUCUUGGUGAUCCAAAUGGGAACUAUAACUACAUCACAGCAGACAUGGGAAAUCUAUCAGCCACAGAGAAUGUGAUUAAGGAAGCUGAAGAGAAAAUGGGAGGUAUUGAUUUCUUGGUUUUGAAUCACAUCAAAGAAAUAUCUUUAGGUGAAUGGAGUGGGUCCACUGAUAACCUGACAUUGCUCUCCAAUCUCUUUGAUAUCAACUUCAAAGCAUAUGUACACCUGGCUUCCUAUGCCUUGCCCUUACUUGAGAAAAGUGGUGGAAGUAUUAUUGUUGUUUCAUCUAUUGCAGGAAAAUUGGCCCAACCCUAUCUUUCGGUUUAUUCUGCCACUAAAUUUGCUCUUGAUGGAUUCUUCAGUGGAUUACGCAUGGAAUUAGAAUUGAAGAAAUGUAAUGUUUCAGUGACAUUGUGUGUCAUUGGCCUCAUUGGAACUGAAAAUGCUGUCUCCAAGUUGAAGGAGUUUGGAAAAGGAACUCUUCUUGAUCUGGUCAAACCUGCCCGGCCAGAAGACGCUGCUAUGGCCAUCAUAAAAGGAGGAGCUCUGCGUGAACGGGAAAUAUAUUUUCCCUACUUUUCUGCUAAGUUAUAUACAGUCUUUAGAGAUUUGUUUCGGGGUCUUCUAGAAGGUUCCAUAAAAUUUAUGUAUCGAUGAAAAUACCUUAUUUGUUGUAGCUUGAUUUACUGGCUUUGUUUACUGCAGUUGCCUGUAAGUCUCCUUAUUUUGUGUAUGGGUGUGAUGUCUGUGUGUGUGUGUGUGUGUGUGUGUGUGCGCGU
Molecule: messenger RNA, 1411 nt
Organism: Octopus bimaculoides (California two-spot octopus)
Lineage: Eukaryota; Metazoa; Mollusca; Cephalopoda; Octopoda; Octopodidae
Product: hydroxysteroid 11-beta-dehydrogenase 1-like protein
Cellular component (GO): intracellular membrane-bounded organelle
Molecular function (GO): oxidoreductase activity
Source: RefSeq, a predicted model, not a curated record